AUGGUGCUGAUAUUUCUGAUCUUCAACUGUAGGAACCUGGACAUCAAGAAUGCAUCCAACCCUUCCCAUUUACUAGCAUCUUCACACCGAAUCUCUAGGCUUCACUACCUCGUCCCCGCAAAUGUCGCAAACCGCCAAGUAUGCGCAGUCGUGACUUCAGCGCUCGCAAACCGAUACGCUAUACCGACGAUUCUAGGCUACAGAGGAGAGACAUUCUUGGACGCACAAAAGGCACAUAUUGCGAAAUUGCGCGCCAUCAAGGAUUAUUUGUACAAUGCGGGAGGAGCCUCUGACGAUCUUGUCAUUAUUGUUGACGGAUUCGAUGUGCUGGCUCAACUACCGGCAGAGGCAAUGAUACAGCGAUACUUCACUCUGAUGGCUGAGGCUGAUCAAAGCCUUGCUGAUCAACGUGGAAUUACCGUCAAGGAGCUUCAUCGAACCGGAGUAAAGCAGACUCUUUUAUGGGGAACGGAUAAGGGAUGCUGGCCUGAGAGCGAAACUGAUCCAAGAUGUUGGCUUGUUCCAUUCUCAUCUCAGCCUCGAUUUACCUGGGGACUCAGAACGGACACUGGUGAUCUUCAGUAUAGCGACUCACGAUUUCUAAACUCAGGUACAGUGAUAGGUCCAUUGAGUGACCUUCGCAAGUUCAUCGACGCCGCAUUAUCAUUGAUAGAAGACGAUUGGGAUCAAAACUUCCUCUUCCGAGACUCUGAUCAGUUUUAUAUCGCUACGUUAUAUGCGCGCCAGGAAUAUCAGAGAAUGAGAGACCUGAACGGAGGCGAGUUUACUAAAGAUAUCGCUGGAAGGGAUGUACCCAGACCGAAGGAGGGCAUGGAUGAUGUGACUGAAUACCACGUUGCAGUGGACUUUGACUAUGCGUUUACGCAAACAGAAUGCCAUAACUACAGAUUUAUCCAUAAACUUCAGUACGACAACUUUGACAUGACGGCAACUAUUAGGCAUGAUGCGCUGGAAGAAGGGUCAAGAUUCCGUCCAUACAAGAUUCAAAUGCCUGCAUCAAUCUACCAGGCAUUUCACAGAGUGUAUGAUUCACUUCCCGCAGAAGACCGACCAGCAAUGUCGGGACACAACUGGAUACGGGGUCUUCGACUUGGCACAAACAUCGGUACACGGAUGAUCUUUGCCUUCUAUCACAACACAUGUGACAAAGCCGGGUUCCUCGAUACCUUCCAUGACGCAUGGUUCUUCCCUCUGAUCCGACCUCUUCUCCGAGUUGCUGUCAAAGUGAUUCAGCACCAACACCCAAUCAGCCCAGAACUUAUUGACGGAAGACUUUGGGUUGCUGCACGGCAGUACCCGAAACGUGAUCUCGAUGAGUACGGAGGGGUGUUUACAGAUGCCCCAGGGGAGGAGUUUAUACCACUGCAGGAAUUCUGUAGUGAGGAUAUCGAGUCUGCUAUUGGGAAGGAUACGGAUUAUCCUUUGACCAGGCUCUGA
This is a messenger RNA of Fusarium mangiferae, 1458 nucleotides long. RefSeq lists its product as uncharacterized. NCBI's taxonomy places the organism in Eukaryota, Fungi, Ascomycota, Sordariomycetes, Hypocreales, Nectriaceae. The coding region runs from base 1 to 1458 and encodes 485 amino acids. The record is from RefSeq and is a predicted model, not a curated record. The transcript has 3 exons.